CCUGUCACACCGGAAACACCGACUGUAAGAGUGUGACUUGAUUGAGCAUGCUAUAAACAACUAUUUCCAACUCACAAUGUACAUCUAGUGGAAUGGAAAUAUAGGACCUUUCUCAUGUUGCAAACAGAAGAAAAGUCACAAGAAGAAAUGUGGACAAGACGCAGACCUAAGAGGACUUUCGUUUUACACGCAUAUGGGUUGCCUUUGAGGCGGAUCGUAAUAUGUACGCUCAUAGUGCUUGGUCUCUGGUACGUGCUGAGGCCAUAUUUUAGAAUCAAGCGCAGUCCCUUGGGUCUGCGUGCUCACGACAAGACGCUGUAUUUAGAUGGCGAACCUUUCAAACUGCUGAGUGGCGAAGUGCAUUAUUUUCGGGUCGUACCAGAAUACUGGAAACAUAGCUUGUUAAUGGUGAAAGCUGCGGGCCUUAACACUGUUUCAACGUAUGUACCAUGGAAUUUACAUGAAGAAAUUAAAGGGAAAUUUAAUUUCAAGGAUGGCCUGCUAGACAUCGUACAAUAUUUGCAGCUGGCCCAAGAAGUUGGUCUCUAUGUGGUGCUGAGACCUGGCCCGUACAUCUGUGCGGAGUGGGAAUUUGGUGGCAUGCCCAGCUGGCUCCUCAAUGACCCCAGUAUGAAGGUCCGCAGUACGUACCCUCCAUUCCUGAAGGCUGUAGACAACUACUUCUCAGAGCUGAUACCACUGGUAGCAGGGCUACAGUAUAGCAGAGGUGGACCAAUUAUUGCAUUCCAAAUAGAAAAUGAGUAUGGCGCAUAUGAACAGGACAAAAAGUACUUGGAGGCACUCAAAGAUUCCUUGCUGAAGUAUGGUGUGGAAGAACUAAUGUUAACUGCUGACCCAGCAGAACAUUUAGAGAAGGGAAGUCUGCCUGGAGUUUUACCCACUGCGACCUUUAACACAAUUAGUAGAGGAGACUUAGCAUUUAAGAAUAUUGCUGCUUUGAGCCCUGAAUGGCCAUUGGUUACCAUGGAGUUCUGGCCGGGAUGGUAUGAUGUAUGGGGAAGCAAACAUAACACUAUGAAAGAUGAAGAAAUGGAGGCAGUGUUGUCAUUUAUCUUGAAGUCUGGAUCAUCUGUGAAUUUCUACAUGUUUCAUGGGGGAACCAACUUUGGCUUUAUGAAUGGUGCUUACUACCCCAGCUAUGUUGCAACAGUCACAAGUUAUGAUUAUGAUGCACCAGUUAAUGAACAGGGUGAAGCCAACACUAAGUUCACUAAGAUUAUAGAAACACUUUUCAAAAACGUCCCAGAAUCAGUGUCUUCCACCUUACCACCCAUACCACCUGCCCGCCCUGUGGAGAAAUAUGGUACUCUUGAAAUUGAAAAAUAUUUACUUUUGGAUGACAUGGUAAAACGAAUGAAGGCUAUAUAUGGCAUAGAAGCAGUCCCCAUGGAGUUUCUCGGUCAGGUUAACAAUGGUGGAGGACAAGGCUAUGGGUUUAUUUUGUACAGGACAGAAAUCACCAAAGGUGGAAAACUAAAAUUUUCUGACACUGUCAGAGAUAGGGCUGUGGUCCUUCUGAAUGGGACAGAGAUUGCCACUUUUAACUUGAACAAGAAAGACAUGGUGGUGGCGAUAAAGGGGCCAAAUAAGCCACAGAACAAGACAACUUAUGUUUUAGAUGUAUUAGUUGAAAAUAUGGGCAGACUCAAUAGCAUGGGAUAUUAUAAUGGAACAAAAGUACCAUUUGAGAGUCAAAGGAAAGGUAUAACAAGCACAGUUUACUUGGAUAAAGCAGUGCUGAUAGACUGGGAUCACUAUCCACUGGAGUUCAGGAAACCAUUCCUAACAAGUAUGUUGUCAUCUGGAGACUGGUCCCCCUACAAGGAUGUCGUUGGAACUCCCGGGAUGUUCUACACCAGGUUGACAGUCACGAAACAUCCUCCCUGUGAUACCUUUAUUGACAUGAAAGGCUGGAAGAAAGGAGUGGUAUUUGUGAAUGGGUUUAACCUGGGCAGAUACUGGGAGAUAGGACCCCAGCGUACCCUGUACCUGCCUGGACCUCUACUCAGAACAGGAAAUAAUGAGAUUUUAAUAUUUGAGCUUCAUGGGUCAAAGCCAACCAUCACAUUUAAAGAUAAACCUCAACUUGACCUGUGAAAGCAGGGACAGCUGGAAGCUGUCUUCCAGAAGACGAUCAAAAUUUUUCAAGUUUCCAUUGAUGAGCAUCUAAUUUUUUUCUGAUGGAUGACGGGCCAAAAUGGAGAUGGAUCGACAAAGAUAAAUUGGAAGACUGUCAGAAAAAUAUCUGGAUCCACCCCUGGAAAGUGAGGAAAAAUAUUGGUGACACAUAAAAUGAAAGCUUAGUAAGGGUUGUGUUUCUGCUGCUGGAGGCUACAGACAUGGAAUUUAUAUAUUCAGUAUUAUAGUACCGAGUGAGGAAAAUAUCUUGACAAAGCAAAUUCAAUGAGGACACAAAUUUUUUUCUCAAUUAUUUUUACUGAUACUGAUAAUGAAUGUAUCUUUCUUUUUGGUUCACAAAUAGAGUAAUAAAUUUAUUUGCAUAUCAUCUUAACUUUCAUCAAUAAGUAACUUAUUUUGGAAAGAAGUUGAGAGGAUAUACUGGUACAUCUGUUGAUAACAGGUAGGGUUCAUACAUAUUCUUGUUGCCAAAGAUAUUGCCUUCUUUAAAACUUUACAGAAAACAUAUUUUUAAUGAUGUUUACAAAUUAUGAAUAUUUGAGAAACAAUAUUUUUAACUGAGUAACACUGCU
Lingula anatina is the source of this 2732-nucleotide messenger RNA. Its product is annotated as beta-galactosidase-1-like protein 2. The record is from RefSeq and is a predicted model, not a curated record. Gene Ontology annotation, biological process: carbohydrate metabolic process. Lineage: Eukaryota; Metazoa; Brachiopoda; Lingulata; Lingulida; Lingulidae. Gene Ontology annotation, molecular function: beta-galactosidase activity.